Messenger RNA from Condylura cristata (star-nosed mole), 4133 nucleotides. RefSeq names its product claspin (gene CLSPN). The transcript is spliced from 25 exons. Gene Ontology annotation, molecular function: anaphase-promoting complex binding. The record is from RefSeq and is a predicted model, not a curated record. Gene Ontology annotation, biological process: mitotic DNA replication checkpoint signaling; mitotic G2 DNA damage checkpoint signaling; activation of protein kinase activity. The coding region runs from base 73 to 4080 and encodes 1335 amino acids. NCBI's taxonomy places the organism in Eukaryota, Metazoa, Chordata, Mammalia, Eulipotyphla, Talpidae.
AGCAGCUACGCCUGGACUGGAGGAACCCGAGCCCAGCUUGCUUCUGAGUAGAGCUCUGAGAAGGCCGCAGCCAUGACGGGCGAGGUAGCUUCUGAGGCUCACCUAGAAAUCAAUUAUCCAAAACUUAUUUCAGAAGAAGCAGAUAGUCCUUCAGACAGUGGGCAGGGCAGCUGUGAAACAACUGGGCCCUUGAGUGAAAGAGAUUCAGAUGAAGACAUAUUUGUGAGUAAGAAAUUGAAAAGCAGGAAGGUGCUACAAGACAGUGAUUCUGAAAAAGAGGACACAAAUGCGUCUCCACAGAAAACUACCUAUGACAGUGUCGAGGAGGAAAAUAAAGAGAAUUUAUAUGCUGUCAAAAAAGGAAAAGUCAGAAGGAUUUACAAAACUCUGGUGGACAGUGAUGAGAGUGACCUUGAAGAAUCAUUACAUACAAAAAGUCUUGAAAGCCAGGUGACACCUUGCUUAGAACUAGGUCUCCCAUCUGAAAAUACAGUGCACUUUACAGUUGACAGAAAGACCUCAAAAAACCCCAUACGUGAUAAAGGAGGAACUGCAGAAAAAGCUAAAGUAAAAUCAAAGAGAAGAAUUGAGAAAGAGGAGAGAAAGAUGGCAAAAAUUAGGCGACUGAAAAAGAAGGAAAUGAAAAAUGAGGAAGACAAUGUGAAACAACCAUUUAAUGACAGUGGCUGUCUUGUGGAUAAUGACCUUUUUGAAACUGGGUUAGAAGAGGAAAAUAACUCUCCAGUGGAAGAUGAAGAAUCAUUAGAGUCAAUAAGGACAGCUGUGAAAAAUAAAAUGAAAAAGCGCAAGGCAAUUGCUGAUCUUCUCUUUUUGAAAAAGGAACUGUCUUUGGAAAAUGGGAUCCAUUCCUGUGAAGAAGAAAAUGAACUCUCAAAAGGCACCAUGAGGAAGGAAAGAAAGGCAGCUAAAUUAAGUAAGGAAGCUUUGAAAAAACUGCAUAGUGAGACUCAGCGCCUUAUUCGAGAGUCUGCACUUAAUCUUCCAUAUCAUAUGCCUGAGAAUAAAACCAUUCAUGAUUUCUUCAAACGAAAACCCCGGCCAACUUGCCAGGGAAAUGCCAUGGCACUAUUAAAGUCAUCUAAAUAUCAGUCAAGCCAUCACAAAGAAAUAGACACUGCAAAUCCAAUGGAGGUGAAUAAUGACCCCCAUAGCAAAGGUUCUGAGCAGACAGUAGGCACUGGAUGUGAAAUGGAAAUCAGUACACUUUCUGUGGUGUCAAAGGAACCUCAGCUCACUACUGGAUCGGAUGAGUCUUGCAGUAAGGACUUAAUUGGAGGUGAGGAGCUAGAAGACAUUCAGGAGAAACAAAAGCAAAGUGAUGUUGGACCUUCACCCGGGGACAGCUCAGUGGGACCACAGGAAUCCAGCUUCCUUGGGAACAAGGACAGUGAGGACUGUCAGGCUGCCAGACUUGGGGCACCUCAACCUCAUGCCCUAGAGGGAGAAGAUGAUCUGAGAAAAACCGAAGAAGCAGCUGAGAAGGUGGAAGAACCCAGACAACAAACUAAAGCAACAGCAGUUGGGCUGCCUGAGAAAGUGAAGAGGUUCACUGUGGAUAGACUUAAGCAGUUGGGAGUAGAUGUCUUCAUUAAACCACGACUGGGUGCUGAUGAAGAUUCUUUUGUGGUACUUGAAGAACCUGAGACCAACAGAGAACUGGAAGCCUUGAAGCAGCGUUUCUGGAAGCAUGCUAAACCAGCAGCAAAAUCCAGGCCUCCUCAGAAGCUAAAUGUGAACAUCAUCGUGAAAGAUGUGGGCACUGAUGGGAAGGAAGAACUAAAGACAGACGUGGUACCUGUGAAUUUGGCAGCUGAAAACCUGGAUGAAGCAAGCCACACAAAACCAGGUGAAAAGCUUCAGGUGCUAAAAGCUAAGCUGCAGGAAGCAAUGAAGCGCCGGAGGUUUGAGGAGCGCCAGAAGCGUCAAGCAUUAUUUAAAUUAGAUAAUGAAGAUGGAUUUGAAGAGGAAGAGGAGGAGGAGGAAAUGACAGAUGAAUCUGAGGAAGAUGGAGAAGAGGAAGCUUUAGAGCAGGAAGAGGAGAAAGAAGAGGACGAGGAGGAUGAAGGCAAUCAGAUUACAGAAUUCCUCCUCAGUGGCGAAGAAAUAGAAACCAAAGAUGAAAAAGACAUGGAUAAAGAAGACAUUGAUGGCAGUAGUGAAGUUGGCAAGUCAGUUGGCCUCUCUGUUCCCAAACCUCUUUCCUCAGAUUCUACCUUACUUCUGUUUAAAGACAACUCUUCCAAAAUGGGUUACUUUCCUAGUGAAGAAAAAUCAGAAACAGAUGAAAACUCGGGGAAAAGGCCUAACAAACUGGAUGAAGAUGAUUCAUGUUCAUUGCUAACAAAAGAGAGCAGCCACAAUAGCAGCUUUGAGCUGAUUGGCUCCACAAUUCCAUCUUAUCAACCUUGUAACAGACAAACAGGCCGUGGAAACAGUAUUUUCCCUACAGCAGGAGGAUUCAGAUCUCCUUCCCCUGGGCUAUUUAGAGCCAGUUUGGUCAGCUCAGCUUCUAAGAGUUCAGGAAAGCUGUCUGAGCCUUCGCUUCCCAUAGAGGAUUCCCAGGAUCUGUAUAACGCCUCCCCAGAGCCUAAGACACUUUUCCUAGGAGCAGAAGACUUCCAGUUCUGUUUAGAAGAUGACACUCAGAGCCAACUGUUGGAUGCAGAUGGGUUCUUAAAUGUUAGAAACCACAGGAACCAGUACCAGGUUUUAAAGCCCCGACUACCACUAGCCAGUAUGGAUGAAAAUGCCAUGGAUGCUAACAUGGAUGAACUGUUGGAUUUGUGUACUGGAAAGUUCACAUCUCAGGCUGAAAAACCCCUGCCUAGCAAGAGUGACAAGAAAGAGAAUAUGGAAGAACUUCUGAAUCUUUGUUCAGGAAAAUUCACUUCUCAGGAUGCCUCCAUUCUAGUUCCAUCAGAGUUAAAUAAUCAAGAGACAGUGGGCAGCAUGGGUGACCCAAUGGAAGAAGCACUUGCUCUCUGCUCUGGCUCGUUUCCAACAGACAGAGAAGAUGAUGGUGAAGAGGAGGAAUUUGGAGACUUUCGACUUGUCCCAAAUGAUAAUGAGUUUGAUAGUAAUGAGGAUGAACACAGUGAUUCUGAUAAUGAAGACGUAGCUUUGGGAGAUCUUGAAGAUGAUGAGGAAGAGCUCAUGAAGCAAUCUGAGAAGUUGAAAAGACAAAUGAGAUUGAAGAAAUAUCUGGAAGAUGAGGCCGAGGUGUCAGGGAGCGACAUAGGAAGUGAAGAUGAGUAUGAUGGGGAAGACAUUGAUGAAUAUGAAGAGGAUGUCAUUGAUGAAGUACUUCCUUCUGAUGAGGAACUGCAAAGUCAAAUCAAAAAAAUACACAUGAAAACAAUGUUGGAUGAUGAUAAGCGACAGCUACGUUUAUACCAAGAGAGAUACCUUGCUGAUGGAGAUCUGCACAGCGAUGGCCCUGGGCGAAUGAGGAAGUUUCGAUGGAAAAACAUAGAUGAUGCUUCCCAGAUGGACUUGUUCCACAGAGACUCUGAUGAUGAUCAGAUUGAAGAACAACUUGACGAGACAGAAGCCAGAUGGAGAAAAGAGAGAAUUGAACGAGAACAAUGGCUACGGGACCAAGCACAGCAGGGGAAAAUUGCAGCUGAAGAAGAAGAAAUUGGGGAAGAAAGUCAGUUUAUGAUGCUGGCCAAGAAAGUUACUGCCAAAGCACUACAGAACAAUGUCAAUCGCACCAUUGUUGUUCAAGAAUCAAAGUCUUUACUUAGAGAUCCUUUUGAAGCCAUUGGCCCAGGAAGUACCAGCCAGAUUAAGACAGGCUCUCUGCUAAAUCAGCCCAAAGCUGUGCUUCAGAAACUGGCUGCCCUCUCUGAUCUCAACCCCACUGCUCCCCGAAAUUCAAGAAACUUUGUCUUCCAUACAAUUUCUCCUGUCAAGACUGAGACAGCAAAGGAAUCAUUGAAGCCUCAGGUGAGGAAAAGGGGUCCAUCUUUCAUGACAACGCCUUCACCUAAGUGCCCCAAAACAGACGAGAGUACUCCUGGAUUGAAACGAAGCAUCUUCAAAUUCUUGGAAAGCUAACACCAGCAAGGGUGCCUGCUGCUGUUGAAACUGCUUUGAGACGUUUCUGGCAU